CAGGCACAGUCAGGACACCUGUACCCUAGGACUGGCUUUGCCUGUGCCUUUUCGGGACACCCCGGAUGGUCUCCUUUCUUCCCUGGUUUCUGUGGCCUGUGGAGGGCUUUCUGUAACCUGGGCUGCCCCAGAGCAGACACACUGGGGAGGAAGAGCUAGACGAUUCAGUGUCCAGCAGAGGGCCCUGCCCCGCCUGUGGCCAGCAGGGUGGGAGAGAAGGCUGGCCAAGGCAGACGCCUGACUUGGGGGCGGAUCCGGCUGCCAGCUGCCUCUCUCCCUUCCGCCCAGCGCUUUCUGCCCUUUUCUCACCUGCUCUCCCUUCCCGGGCAGUGGCUGCCUCCUGCUCCAUUCUGCCAUGCGCUGGCUGUGGCCCUUGGCCUUCUGUCUCGCUGCGGUGUUGGCCACUGGCCUGAGCAGGGGCUCGGGUGGACACGGAGCCCAGGCCCAGGGUCAGCAGAGUCGAGACAAGAGGGGCGCUGACGAUGAGGACACCAAGGGCGUGCAGCACUAUGUACCCAAGGAAUGGUCUGAGUACCCCCGGCCCAUCCAUCCUCCGAGCCUGCAGCCCUCCCAGCCCCCAGGGGCCACCAGCCCCAAGCCAGGCAGCGGGCAGGGGCUGAGGGGCAAUCUGACGGGAACGCCAGGCCAGAGGCUACGCAUUCAGAACCCACUGUACCCAGUGACUGAGAGAUCCUAUGGUGCCUACGCUGUCAUGCUACUGGCCCUGGUGCUGUUCGCUGUGGGCAUCGUGGGCAACCUGUCAGUCAUGUGCAUCGUGUGGCACAGCUACUACCUCAAGAGUGCUUGGAACUCUAUUCUUGCCAGCCUGGCCCUCUGGGAUUUCCUGGUCCUCUUCUUCUGCCUGCCGAUUGUUAUCUUCAAUGAGCUCACCAAGCAGAGGCUGCUGGGGGACAUCUCUUGUCGGGCUGUGCCCUUUCUGGAGGUAUCCUCUCUCGGAGUCACCACCUUCAGUCUGUGUGCCCUGGGCAUUGACCGUUUCCACGUGGCCACCAGCACACUGCCCAAGGUGAGGCCCAUCGAACGGUGCCAGUCAAUUGUGGCCAAGCUGGCCGUCAUCUGGGUAGGCUCCAUGACCCUGGCUGUGCCUGAGCUGCUGCUGUGGCAGCUGGCGCAGGAGCCCAGCCCGGUCAUGGGCCCUGAGGACUCAUGCAUCAUGAAACCGCCAGCCAGUUUGCCUGAGUCCCUGUACUCACUGGUGUUGACCUAUCAGAAUGCCCGCAUGUGGUGGUACUUUGGCUGCUACUUCUGUCUGCCCAUCCUCUUCACGGUCACCUGCCAGCUGGUGACAUGGCGAGUGCGGGGCCCACCGCCGAGGCGCAGGCCGGAGUGCAGGGCCAGCAAACAUGAACAGUGCGAGAGCCAGCUCAACCGCACGGUGGUGGGGCUCACAGUGGUCUACGCCUUGUGCACGCUGCCUGAGAAUGUGUGCAACGUGGUGGUGGCCUACCUUUCCACUGAGCUCCCCCGCCACACGCUGGGCCUGCUGGGUCUGGUCAACCAGUUCUCCCUCUUCUGCAAGGGCGCCGCCACGCCCGUGCUGCUGUUGUGCGUCUCCAGGCCGCUGGGCCAGGCUUUUCUCGACUGCUGCUGUUGCUGCUGCUAUUGCUGCAAUGAGUGCGCAGGCGUCUCCGAGGCCCCAGCGCCCAGCGGCUCUGACAAGCUCAAGGCUGAAGUGUCCUCCUCCACCUACUUCCACCAACCCAGGGAGUCAUCCCCGCUUCCACCCCUGGGCACGCCUUGCUGAGGCCAGACAUCUGGUAUGGGGAGAUGGGUGGGCAACUGGCUAGCUCCUGGGCUUGCUGUCCACGGUGGGUCCCUGGUUCCUCCUGUCUCCCCUCUCCCCAAGUCGGGCCUCCGUGGGUGGGUGGUGAUGUAUCUUGGGUCCCAAGAACUCUGUGGAAGCUUUUAGUCCCACCAGUGUGAGCCCAUCCUUCACCUGCCCUCCCUGAUUUCAGCCCCACGCCCCUAUUCCUGUACUGUGUUAACUGAGCCCUCUUCAAGUCUCCUUCCCCACCCCACAUCAGGGCUCCCUCUUAGAAUGGGGAACAUCCAGUGUGGAGGUCUCCUGACCCAGCCAUGGAGAACUUGCUCUCCUCCCCUGGGGGCUGCUCGGU
Ochotona princeps (American pika) is the source of this 2135-nucleotide messenger RNA. It is a transcript of the gene GPR37L1, whose product is annotated as G protein-coupled receptor 37 like 1. Gene Ontology annotation, biological process: positive regulation of MAPK cascade; adenylate cyclase-inhibiting G protein-coupled receptor signaling pathway. The coding region runs from base 356 to 1765 and encodes 469 amino acids. The transcript is spliced from 2 exons. Gene Ontology annotation, molecular function: G protein-coupled peptide receptor activity. The record is from RefSeq and is a predicted model, not a curated record. NCBI's taxonomy places the organism in Eukaryota, Metazoa, Chordata, Mammalia, Lagomorpha, Ochotonidae. Gene Ontology annotation, cellular component: plasma membrane; signaling receptor complex.